UUUGAAUAAAGCUUCUUUCUGCUCUCCUACUCAGGCAGGAGUGAGAGGCCCCUGGAGUCGCUGCCACUAGGAGCUUUGGAGCAUCAACGGUAACGAUGACCCCCCUGCUUCUGCUGUGUGUGUCCUUGCCCUUCAUCUCGGCAACAGUAUUAUUUGAACUUGAAAACCAUGAAGACAUGGAUGGCACAUUGCGUGUCAGCAUCCCCAUGGAGAUGCCUCUCCGUCCUCUGCUGGGCAGCAAGGUAGUGGUACCCUGUUACUUCCAGGACAACACCGUUAACGACCCCGGAGCCCCGACCGUCGCCCCGCUCUCCCACCGCAUCAAAUGGACCUACGUCACCAAGGAGAAAAUCACCACGAUUCUGGUGGCGACUGAGGGAAAAGUUCACGUGGAGACAGAGUAUUUGGACAGAGUGACGAUGAUCAACUACCCGCUGGUGCCCACUGACGCCACCAUGGAGAUAACAGAGCUGAGGUCCAAAGAUUCUGGCACCUACCGCUGCGAGGUGAUGCACGGCAUUGAGGACAACUAUGACUCUGUGGACAUCCAGGUUCAGGGUAUUGUGUUCCACUACCGAGCCAUCUCCACCCGCUACACCCUGACGUUUGAGAAGGCGAAGGCCGCCUGCAUCCAGAACAGUGCCAGCAUCGCCACUCCAGCCCAGCUGCAGGCUGCUUACGAUGACGGAUACCACCAGUGUGAUGCUGGAUGGCUCUCUGAUCAGACUGUCAGGUACCCCAUCCGUGAGCCGCGGGAGCGUUGCUUUGGAGACAAGGAGGACUUCCCCGGUGUAAGGACCUAUGGCGUGAGAGAUGUCAACGAGACCUACGACGUGUACUGUUUUGCCGAGAAGCUGUCAGGCAGGGUCUUCUACUCCAUGUCUGUAGAGAAGUUUAGCUUCUAUGAAGCAGGAGAUCAGUGUGCCAAACUCGGUGCUCGGCUCGCCACCACCGGCGAGCUUUACCUCGCCUGGAAGGCUGGCAUGGAUGUGUGUAACGCUGGCUGGCUGGCAGACAGGAGUGUACGCUACCCCAUCAACAUCGCCAGGCCUCAGUGUGGAGGGGGGCUCCUGGGAGUAAGAACUGUCUACCUGAACCCCAACCAGACAGGAUACCCCUACCCAGACUCUCGCUACGAUGCUGUCUGCUUCCAAGCUGGUGAGGAUGCCGGUGCCGUGCCCAUGAGGACCACCCCUUUCCCAGACAUCAUCCGCAUGACACCCGCCCCUGGGAUGUACCCGAGCCUCACCCCCUCACCUGGGGGAGAGGAGAUCAAACGUGGAGAAGUCGACAUCUUCGCCCCACUGCCCAUCCCGCCCAGUGUGACAGACGUAUACGCUGCCAUGGCUCCCACCGGUGUGGUGUUCCACUACCGACCCAUCACCGGUCGGUACACUCUGACCUUUGUGGAAGCUCAGCAGGCCUGCCAGAGCGUUGGGGCGGUCAUCGCCAGCUCCCAGCAGCUGCAAGCAGCCUUUGAGAAAGGCCUGCACCAAUGUGACGCUGGCUGGCUCCGCGACCAGACUGUCAGGUAUCCCAUCGUGUCACCCAGAGAUAACUGUGCUGGUAAUCUGCCACACAUCCCAGGAGUCAGAUCCUACGGCCUGAGACCAGCUAGCGAGCAUUACGAUGUAUUUUGUUAUGUGGAACGUCUGCGAGGUGAGGUCUUCUUCACCAGUGACUACGACAGCUUCUCCUAUGAGGAGGCCGUGCAGCACUGUCAGAAACUCAACACCACCUUGGCCACCACUGGGGAGCUGUUUGCUGCAUGGAACCAAGGGCUUGACAAGUGCCGUCCAGGCUGGUUGAUGGACCGCAGCGUCCGCUACCCCAUCACAACCCCCAGGUCUCACUGUGGAGGCGGUCAGGUUGGGGUCCACAUGAUCUACGCCUACCCCAACCAGACAGGAUUUCCUGAUGAGCACUCACGCUACGACGCCUAUUGUUUUAAAGCUUUUUCAGCUGAAAUUCCUGAAAUUCCUGUUGUUCACGUUGAAAAUGAAACCAGUGUGGAUCUGACAUUGGAGACGGUGGUUGUUAUCAACAAGACAACAGUCGCAGUUGAUCACUUUGCUCCCCCUGUUGAAACUACUGUACACUACAAUGAAACUGAAACCAGUGUAACUAUUACUGAAAUAGAGGAGUUUAUCAACCAGACAACCAUCACAACUCACCAAGUUGCUCCCCCUGUGAAACCCAUUUUACCUCCAGUCCACCCUGUUGAUGUGUCCGGUUCUGGUUCAGCUGAUCAUUCAGCCAGCGGAGAGAUCUCAGGGGAGUCCGGCGUCUCUGGUACCAGUGGCGACGCCUCAGGUUCAGGACAGAACGUCAUCUUCAGCGGACGCACUGACGUCUUCUCCGGAGAGGAGUCUGGUUCUGGAGGUCCGCAGGAGGCAGAAGGGGGAAGUGCUGUCAUCGUCACAUCUGGAGAACUGGGUAGUGCAUCUGGAUCUGGGGAGGGUUUAGACAGACAACACUCUGGCUUCAGUGUAUCGGGAUCAGGUUUUACCAGUGGAAGUGGGGACAUCAGUGGUAGCGGCGGAGACUCGAUGAUCAUCAUGGUGGAUGAGAAGAUGGAGGAGGUGUCACAAACUCACCAAAAGCCCACUGAGCAAGAGUUAGGCCAGGGGGGCGUUGAUACCAGUGGAGGUUUCUUUGAAUCAAGUAUGUCCGGAUCUGGAAGUAUGUCCGGGUCAGGCUCCGGUGGAUUUUCUGGCAUCUCAUUUGUCGACCACAGUGGCGUUGACCUGACAGUCCAGACGUCUGGUGAGCAGGAGGUGUCUGGAUAUCGCCCCUUUGAAUCCGGGUUCAACAGCGGCUUUCCAAGUGGUUUUCCAUCUGGCGUCUCAAGCAGCGGUUCAGCCUCUGGGGACUUUAUCGUGCAUCGUGGUGAUGUCAUCUACCUAACAGACAAUGACAUGUUGGAAGUGACCGUGCCGCCACAGGUACGCCACCCUGAACAGGGCCGUGGGGUGGUGGAGGUAAGCGGGGAAGGAAGUGGCUCGGGGAUCCAUCAUGAAUUCAGUGGCACUUUGGACCAAAGCUUGCAUUUCUCAGGAGGCGGAGCCCCUAAAGAAGCACCGCACAUUGGGGAGCUUUCUGUCGCCUUACCGCCUGGAAUGACUUACACUGAGUAUGUUGCCAAUCUCGGCCAAUCAGGACUUGGGGAGGAGAGUCAGGAAAGCCGUGCAGGACCUACAGAUUAUGUAGUGACUCCAGACGCAGCCUACACCAGCCCAACCACAGCACCGUCAGUGUCAUUCGUGACCCCUGCUGUAGUGGAGCAGCCUGAAGUAGUGGAAGCCUCUGAAGACCCCUGUGAUCCAAACCCCUGCGGUUCAGGAUCCUGCUCUGUGCAGGAAGAGCUCGCUGUGUGUCAGUGUCCUACUGGUUUCACUGGUGUAGACUGCUCGACACCUGUGCAGGGCUGUGCAGAGGGCUGGUUGGAGUUCAUGGGCAGCUGUUACCUCCACUUUGCGGAGAGAGACACCUGGUCUGAGGCUGAGCAACGCUGUCAGGAGCUCAACGCCCACCUGGUCAGCAUCGGCUCCCAGGAGGAGCAGCAGUUUGUCAAUUCAAAUGGCCAGGACUACCAGUGGAUUGGACUUAAUGACAAAGAUGUGCAGAAUGAGUUCCGCUGGACAGACAGCAGUCCUCUGACCUUUGAGAACUGGAGGCCCAACCAGCCUGAUAACUACUUUAACUCAGAGGAGGAUUGUGUGGUGAUGAUCUGGCACGAGGGCGGACAGUGGAAUGACGUCCCCUGCAACUACCACCUUCCCUUCACCUGCAAGACUGGACCUGCCAUGUGCGGAGCUCCCCCUGAGGUGGAACACGGCCGGCCGAUGGGCAGCGGCAGACAGCGCUACCCCGUCGACUCUAUAGUCCGUUACCAGUGUGACGCAGGCUACACACAGCGCCACCUGCCGGUCAUACGCUGCAUGCCGGACGGACAGUGGGAGGAGCCACAAGUGGAAUGUACAGAAGCCGGCGCCAACAGUAACAGGCUACACAAAAGAUCCCUCAGGAGGAGAAGUAAAGGGGUCAGCAGCCAACGGCAACAGAGGAAGCUGCUCUGAGCAGGAAUGAAAGGACAUACAACAGAGAGCCACAAAGGACCCCCCUCUUGUAAAGAAGCAUGGACACCAAUGCAAAUGCCCGACCAAAAAGAUAACAAUCCCCAACAUGUAUAUACACACACACGCACACACAUACACACACAUACUAAAGCACAUCUAGACAGUGAUAGCGUAAUUGACUGAUGUUUUGGAUCUUUGAGUGUCACCCUGCAGCUUCUGAAGGCAGUUCUCUCUAUGUAUUUAUACUGUCUAAUUCAUAGCUGUGAUCUAGUAUUUGGAAGCAUUAUCUCAAUGCACAAGAUGAAAUUUUCUGCAAUCGGUUGCCAGCACUGCACACAAAGUAAGGUAGAUAAAAUGGUGAUAUAAGAGUGACACACAAAGUCCAAAACGGCCCAAUAAAAUAAAAGUGUUUUCGAUUGCAGCUGGAUUCUCUGAAGUCAAACACAUAGACUUUUGCUAUAUGUUUAGGGUACUUUUCUAGAUCUGUGUUUCUUAGUAGUUUUUUAUUUCUUUUAUUUGGUCUCUAAGGACUACAAUUGUGUGCUUCAGACUGGUGAAACAAUACAGUUUCUUACAUUAUAGGCAAAGAGAGUGAUUCUCAAACCUUUUUGGUUGUAACCCCUUAAAAUACAGCAGUGAGCACAUGUUACCCCUCUUAACCUACAAUAUGGAGAACGGGGAAGAUUGCAUAAAAUCCCAAAUAUGAGUAAAAGCAAGGGGGAAAGGACAGGCCGAUAGACCCCGAACGAUCUUGUCACAACCUCAAGCUCGAGAGCCACUGUGCAACACCACCACAGUAUCAGAUAUACUGAAAUGAUUGUGCUGUUCCAAUUGAUGAUGAAUAUAGAAAUCCAAGUUCAAGACGUGAUUAAAGUCGCUGCAACGGACCUGGAUUGAAAUAAUCAGCACUCAUGCACUUUUGGCAGUCACUUCUGUGCUAAUCAUUUGAAUCCAGCGCACCUUAAAUAUGCAAAAAUAAACAAUACUCAUCCGUAGCUGACACAUAGCAAAGAAAACUAUAACUGAAUAAUAAGAGAGAUCUACAGUGUGACACUGAAUUGGCUGGCUUCUCUGCCAGGACGCGGUUGCAAAAGAUGCACACACACAGUUUUGCAGGUCGGGGUUUAUGUUUGUGACUUCUGUUCUGUCGGCACUGUCUGAUGAAGAAUCAUGCUUUUUAUGAGAUUUUGCUGAAUGAAUGAAGUUUCUCACUGUAAAUAUUCUCUCUACAUCACUCUGAACAGCAGGAUCUGUCGAUAACUUACACAGAGCAGACAAUUUAAUUGUUUGAUUAAUUCAUCAUCAAACCCGUUUGUUGAUUUGUUAGUUUAAUUAGCUGGUAAGUUGCAGUUACUUAUCAAGUGGGCACGACUUUUGAUUUUGACAGUCAGCUGAACAUAAAGUCUUUGUGGACGUUUUCUGGCUGUGUUUUAUGUGACAGGGUCUUUAAAACAGAAAUGUACUUCUUAAAACUUGAGAAAUUACACAAUUUUAGGGAAAUAAGCUGUGAAAGCAGUAGAAAUUAUUAUAAAGAAUGACGAGAAAGAAGAUAGAAGGUGGAGGUGGAAGUUAUAAAAUGUUGACCAUGACCUUUUAAAAAGGUCAAGAUUUGCUUUUCAACUUUGAGAGCAGAUACUUGUGUCUGUAUCUGACUUCUCACACAACAACUCAAACACUAAAAACAGCAACACACAGUCAAACUGGUACUCUCAUGGACACGCACACAGUUCAGCAAAUACAGAAUAUGAAAGUGGAUGAGUGAGCGUGGUGACGCCACAAAGUGAAACAGCUAGCUCGCUCAAAGUGUUGUACUAUUUGUACAAGUAAAUAAACGAAUGAAGUCGAUCUGGAUGCUCCUGGUGUGUUUUACUAUUACAUUACAGAGUGUGCUCAACGUGAAGCCAACAUUUGAGUGAUUAUGUGGAGGACGGUUUAAGAAAAUCAGUGAAUCUGUGUCAGUGUUUUGAGUCUUCAACAAACCGAUUUAGCUUUUGACAAGUAAACCAAAACAUGUGUAGCGUUGCACACGGACACGUCUGUUGUGACUUCGUUCAGAUCCUGAAUCCUGAUGUGAACAUGCAGUAUGCUGUACUGUGCUGUACCAAAUAAAACUUGGAAUCAUC
Molecule: messenger RNA, 6202 nt
Organism: Sebastes umbrosus (honeycomb rockfish)
Lineage: Eukaryota; Metazoa; Chordata; Actinopteri; Perciformes; Sebastidae
Gene: acanb
Product: aggrecan b
Exons: 19
Coding region: 96-4079 (1327 amino acids)
Biological process (GO): cell adhesion
Molecular function (GO): hyaluronic acid binding
Source: RefSeq, a predicted model, not a curated record